AGUUCCUCUGCUGAAUUAGUUAUGCUGGUUUCCAAUAAUUCAUAUGUGGCCCCCAAAUCUUUUAUUCGUAAUGGAAUUCCUGGUCUGGAAAGAGUACAUAUGUGGAUCUCUCUUCCAUUCUGCACAAUGUAUAUCAUCUCCCUUGUGGGAAACCUUGGCCUUGUGUACCUUAUUCAUCAUGAGGAGUCCUUACAUCAUCCAAUGUAUUUCUUUCUGGCCAUGCUCUCCCUCAUUGACCUCUUUACCUGCACCACUACUCUACCCAAUGCACUCUGCAUCUGCUGGUUCAAUCUCAAAAAAAUUAACUUCAGUGCUUGCUUAGUCCAGAUGUUCUUUGUCCAUGGGUUCACAGGUGUGGAGUCUGGUGUGCUCAUACUCCUUGCUCUGGACUGCUAUGUGGCCAUUUGCUACCCAUUGCAUUAUGCUACCAUACUCACUAACUCUAUCGUUGCCAAAGCAGGGCUUGCCACCUUCCUGAGAGGUGUGUUGCUGAUGAUUCCUUUCCCAAUCUUGGCCAAGUGUUUGCCCUUCUGCCACAGCAAUAUUAUCUCCCAUACAUAUUGUGACCACAUGUCAGUGGUGAAGUUAUCCUGUGCCAGCAUCAAAGUCAAUGUCAUCUAUGUUCUGAUGGUUGCCCUUCUUAUUGGAGUGUUUGACCUCUGCUGUAUUUCCAUAUCCUACACUAUGAUCCUCCGGGCAGUGGUCAGCCUCUCAUCAGCAGAUGCCCGGCAGAAGGCCUUCAGCACCUGCACUGCCCAUAUAUCUGCCAUCAUCAUCACCUAUGUUCCAGCGUUCUUCACUUUCUUUACUCAUCCUUUUGGGGGACACACCAUUCCCCCUUCUCUUCACAUCAUUGUGGCUAAUCUUUAUCUUCUUCUUCCCCCAACUCUGAAUCCUAUUGUUUAUGGGGUAAAGACAAAACAAAUCCGAGACAGUGUCAUAAAGCUCUUCCAGGGUGAGAAAAGUGCAAGUAUUCAGGGCAACUGAAAUUAGAUAGAAGAAAGAUGAAUGCAAAACGACAAAGAAGAAACUCGUAUGUGACAUCA
This is a messenger RNA of Diceros bicornis minor, 1046 nucleotides long. Its product is annotated as olfactory receptor 52N5-like. The transcript has a single exon. The record is from RefSeq and is a predicted model, not a curated record. Gene Ontology annotation, cellular component: membrane. Gene Ontology annotation, molecular function: G protein-coupled receptor activity; olfactory receptor activity. Gene Ontology annotation, biological process: G protein-coupled receptor signaling pathway. The coding region runs from base 22 to 987 and encodes 321 amino acids. Lineage: Eukaryota; Metazoa; Chordata; Mammalia; Perissodactyla; Rhinocerotidae.